Ochotona curzoniae (black-lipped pika) is the source of this 4013-nucleotide messenger RNA. It is a transcript of the gene ILRUN, whose product is annotated as inflammation and lipid regulator with UBA-like and NBR1-like domains. The record is from RefSeq and is a predicted model, not a curated record. Gene Ontology annotation, cellular component: phagophore assembly site. Gene Ontology annotation, molecular function: ubiquitin binding. The transcript is spliced from 4 exons. The coding region runs from base 189 to 866 and encodes 225 amino acids. NCBI's taxonomy places the organism in Eukaryota, Metazoa, Chordata, Mammalia, Lagomorpha, Ochotonidae. Gene Ontology annotation, biological process: macroautophagy.
GGGGGAGCGCGAGUGAGUGAGUGGCUGAGUGAGUUUACCCCUAUGAGGUGGUGAGAGGCCCGGGGCCUACUGGAAAGGAGAGGGGUUGCGGCGCCCGACACCAGCGGGCCCCCUCCCGGUCCCCGGGCCCGGCGGCGCGGCGGCGGCUCGGUUGUGAGGAGGCGAGGAAGCGGGUGUCCGGCUCGGCCAUGGAGGGCAUGGAUGUGGACCUGGACCCGGAGCUGAUGCAGAAGUUCAGCUGCCUGGGCACCACCGACAAGGACGUGCUCAUCUCCGAGUUCCAGAGGCUGCUAGGCUUCCAGCUCAACCCGGCCGGCUGCGCCUUCUUCCUGGACAUGACCAACUGGAACCUGCAAGCAGCAAUUGGAGCCUACUAUGACUUUGAGAGCCCAAAUAUCAGUGUGCCCUCCAUGUCCUUUGUUGAAGAUGUCACCAUAGGAGAAGGAGAGUCUAUCCCUCCAGAUACUCAGUUUGUAAAAACUUGGCGGAUCCAGAAUUCUGAUGUCAUCUGGGUGAUUCUCAGUGUGGAGGUGGGUGGACUUUUAGGAGUAACACAGCAGCUGUCAUCUUUUGAAACGGAGUUCAACACACAGCCACAUCGCAAGGUAGAAGGAAACUUCAACCCAUUUGCCUCUCCCCAAAAGAGCCGACAAUCAGAUGAAAACAACUUAAAAGACCCUGGGGGUUCCGAGUUCGACUCAAUCAGCAAAAACACAUGGGCUCCUGCUCCCGACCAAACCGAGCAAGAUCAGAAUAGACUCUCACAGAACUCUGUAAAUCUCUCUCCCAGCAGUCACGCAAACAACUUAUCAGUAGUGACUUACAGUAAGGGGCUCCACGGGCCUUACCCCUUCGGCCAGUCUUAAACGGGUGUGUCAACAAGAAGAAAAAAAGGCCUGACUUUGGGGGUAGGGCAAGGGUUUCCCUGGAUUGCAGACCACAUCGCAUGGACCCCUGGCUCUGCCCCCCACACCCCCAUCCUGGAAGAAGAGGAGGAAGCAGAACAGACUAGUUUUGAGUAAACUCAGUGUGCAUGUGUGAGUGCUGAAUCGCAGCAGUGGUGCUGAGACUUCCAAGAAGAAGCCAUGCAGCCGCCUUGGGCUUGGUUGAUUAGGGUGUCCGUCUAACAAAUCAUUAGGUUGCCCGGGAAGGGAAACAAUUUUUUUAAAGGUGGGGUGGGAGGGGUAGCCAUCUUUCUAAACAAAAGUUAUUUUGCCUACAGAGAGGUUGUAGUUUCAAGCACCUGUUAAUUUUUCCCCUUUCCCACUUUUGUUUAAGCAAGGGAUAACAUGCUCUUCAUAGGAUUAGUGCUUGCUCUGGAUACGGUUCAGAAUGAGAACUACGUGGCAUGUUUGGGGACUGCGGGGUCAGCACCGAAGGAGCACAGCUGCCCAGGAACGUGACUCCGGCAGUCUGACCCCUUUUGUUUUUAAUGGCAUCAGCCAAUGAGUUAUCACCCUUCCUCCUCCUGUGUCUUUAAUCUUGUGUUGAUUUACACCUUUGGCAUUUGUAGUCACCAACCCUGUGGCUUGUUAGUAUCAGAACCUCUCUGAAGACCAAACUUCCCUGUGUGACCAGCAGAGGAAGCCUUGAGGACAGCCCUUGGGUGACGUGGGAGUUUCUGAGAUUGAGAGGUGUCCUCCCACACUCGCCUGUGAUGGUUGGCAUGGCUUCCCUUCCACAUUUCUUUUGGCAGGAAGACACUCCAUCCUGCCUACAUCUUUGCUGGGCCCUUCACAUAGUGGCUCCCCACCCAUGUGUGACCCAUGCGUGUGCCAUGGACACACACACAGGUGUUGGUACAGCCCACCAGCAGGCGAGUGUGAAGGUGUCCCAUGCUUCUCUGUUGUCACACAGCUCCUCUCCCUGUGUCCCCUCCAGUGGUCCUGCAUGGUGUUUUCACAGCCUGUUAAUGAAGGCUGAGCUGUUAAAAAUUCAAAAGCAUGGCCCCCAAAGGGGAAUGCGUCACAAGGAAGGGCCACAGUAUCUGACUCCUUGAUCUUGGAAACCACGCUUAGGUGGAAAUUAGAGGACCCUCCAUGCCCCCCACUCCACCCCACCCCAGCAGGAUGGUCGGUUGUUGUAAGGAGGUGGCCAAGGAGCAGCCCCUCUGGAGAUGAGGGUGGCAGCCUCAGUGGCCUCCUGUGGAUUCCAAGCAGAUUGAGAUGUGGCUCUCUCUGUGGAAAGCUUGAACCAGGCUAGAACAGCUGUCUGCCAAAGAUAAAAGAAUAUGCAAAGCCCCUCUUUUCUCCUUCUCACCCCCUCCCUCCUUUGAGUCUUAGUUGGUUUGAGAGUCGGGAUACGGAUCUAGGGCGCGAUUGCUGGUCACCUACCUGGUUAGUGCACCCCCAGCCCUCCUGGGGUUGCGAGGCAAGUAGGGAGACCAGGUGUUGAGUGGCUGCAAGGGGUUGUAGAGCCUGGGUGUGGGUGAGGGUCUGCCUGCCUAUCUGUCUCUGUCUGGGUGUCUGAGUUCCAAAAUUGUGUGGUGUUUGUUCCUCCUCAUCCUCUUCUGAGACUGGUGGGUUUUUUGUUUUGUUUUGUUUUGUUUUAAGUUUGAUUGUGGAAGAAAACGCUUGUAUGAAAUUCACCCUUCACCUUCCCACCUUCCUCAGAAAACCAGAGGGGAAUGUCCGCCUGCCGAGAAGGGCAGUUCUGUGCCCAGGUCGGAGCUAAGGGAGGGCCCUCCGAGCACGUGCUCUGUGUGCAUGCACAAGGGCACCUUGUCUAGAGGAGCCUGUCCCCUGGGGCUCAGGCUGGCUUCUGUCUGAGAGCCCCAUGAGACCCAGGCUGCUGCUGUCGGUGCCAAUCUCCUGAAACACUGCCACCCAGGAGCCCACACAUGUCCAGCCACUGUUGCCUCCUGAUGACCUGGAAGCAUCAUUAGCUGUCCCUGGCAGGAUCGGGGGAGGCUUCACAAGCCCUGCUUUUCUGACUUGCCAUCUAGCCCAUGCAAGAUGCCCUCCACUUCCCAGCAGGGGCUUCACUGGCCACCAGCUUUGGGUGUGGCCCUGCCAGAGUUGUCCUGCUGCUCCUCUUGCUUAUAGGCUACCUCACCCCCAGUCAGUUCAGCAUCCCAUAUGUCUUGGCUUGCUUCCCAAGAACAAGCCAGUCUAAUGUACACCCUCUGCAAAAGGGCCAGAGCAAGUGCAGGCUUUCUUUGGCAUGUGGGCAGAGGAGGGUAUGUGACUUCCCCAGGCCCAGGAGGAUUUCAGAACCGCUGGCUCUCCUCUGCCUUGCUGGUAUGGACCCUGAGCAAUGCCCAGAGCCCACGUCCUCCCCUGCCCAGAGGCUUGCUAAAGGCUCCCUGUAUCCUCAGCCCAAGCCUGCUCCUGGCAGUCUUCAGCAAGCGGCAGCCACCUCUGGGCCAGGACCAUAGUAUGGUGUCCAGGAAGUGAGACAGACCCCUUCUUAGGUGACAGGUUCUGAGGCCAGAUGGAGAGGCAAGGGACUCAGGUGUGGGCAGGAGCCCCGGUGUGUGUGCAUGGAGUGAGCUGUUUGUGUAAGUGUGGGUUGUGUGCACAUGUGCAUGUCUCUUUGCUUUUUGCCAUGGGGAUGAUUGAAUUUGGGGUGUUUUGCUACCCAAAACAGCCACUUUUCUCCCACAGCAAGGACUGGCCAUAACCUUAAGCCAUCAGGCUUAAAUCCAGCUCAGAGGGAAUCUCAGUCAACUCAGCUGGUGUGGCCUGAAGGUGGCCAAGGUGCCAGGACAUGGGCACGAGAACAAACAGAUCCCCAGGUUCACUCUGAGCCCCAGCGAGAGGCUGGUAGGGCUCCCAGGGCUUGGGAAAUGAGCUGAUCCUCCUCCCUGCCCUGUUUUUGUUCCCUGGGUGAAUGAGGAGCAGCAGCGGUUGCCCCUUCCACCUGUCAGUAGUAUGUGUGUAUGUGUGUAGCACACAAGCUGGGUGGGUGUUCAUGGCAGGACCUCAUGGUGCCUAGGAUGAGAUGAAGAUGAGGAGGUUUUUCCUUAUUGUAUAAAUGAAUAUUUGUAUGAUUAAAUUAACACACACACAAAA